Brachypodium distachyon (stiff brome) is the source of this 600-nucleotide messenger RNA. RefSeq lists its product as uncharacterized. NCBI's taxonomy places the organism in Eukaryota, Viridiplantae, Streptophyta, Magnoliopsida, Poales, Poaceae. The transcript has 4 exons. The coding region runs from base 1 to 387 and encodes 128 amino acids. Gene Ontology annotation, molecular function: TBP-class protein binding; RNA polymerase II general transcription initiation factor activity. The record is from RefSeq and is a predicted model, not a curated record. Gene Ontology annotation, biological process: RNA polymerase II preinitiation complex assembly; transcription initiation at RNA polymerase II promoter. Gene Ontology annotation, cellular component: transcription factor TFIIA complex.
AUGCGUCGUUCCCCACUUCCUCCCAAAUCCCCCGCCCCGUCAGUAUAUAACCACCCGGAUUUCGAAUUCCGCUGCUCGGAUCCCACGCUCGCCUCGCCGCGUUCCAGACAGGAAGAAGCGCGCGGCCCGAUCGUUCCUUCUUCUCCGACCAGCCGCCGCCGCCGCCGAUCCCCUUUCUGGUGGUCUCGCGUGUCCAUGAGCGCCGCGCUCCAGCAUCAGGUCAAGAGCAAGGUCAUCAUCAAGGGCCAUCUGCGAACCUACAGGUUCUGCGACAACGUCUGGACUUUCAUCCUGGCGGACGCAACAUUCCGGAACGAGAAGAUUUCAGAGACUCUUGGCAGGGUGAAGAUCGUGGCGUGCGACUCUAAUUUGAUCCCACAAGACUAACUUGCCAGGAGUCCAGCCCCUUUAAACCAUGCGUCUCUUGAUGCUAGACGAGUCGCCAGCCACCUCCACACAUGACCACCCAAAUCGCUCGUAUCGCUUAUGAAACAAUCGUUUCGCUCGUUUAUGUCGAUGGUAUAAAUUGUGGAGGACCGGAACAAAGAGUAGAAUGUGACAUGUGAUAUAUUAUGAUGGUGUCUAACUAUGUUCCGGACA